Messenger RNA from Haliotis rubra (blacklip abalone), 3155 nucleotides. RefSeq names its product peroxidase-like. The transcript has 13 exons. Gene Ontology annotation, molecular function: heme binding; peroxidase activity. Gene Ontology annotation, biological process: response to oxidative stress. Bases 135 to 2987 code for a protein of 950 amino acids. The record is from RefSeq and is a predicted model, not a curated record. NCBI's taxonomy places the organism in Eukaryota, Metazoa, Mollusca, Gastropoda, Lepetellida, Haliotidae.
GGAGGUCUGUGGCUUCACGAGGGGCACACUUGCAAUACCUUCGUGGAAUUAGCUGGUUUUGUGUGUGUGCUUGAUGUAACACAUUGUUUGUGUAUCAAAUAUUCAGGCACCGGUUACAUUGAUUCUGAGUUCCAAUGAAGGAUUUUGUUGUGGCGUUGGUGGUGACGCUGCUGUUCUUGGACAAUGUCGGGACAGCCUCGAGCCAGGCCGAUAUGGUCGGCAUCAUCGUCCAAGACCCGGGCAUGUCCAACACGGUCAGGGACAUGGCCAUGUCGUCCAUGAAUAUGGUCAAGCAACAGGAUAUGAUGUUCCUGAGAGCAGGUGUUGAUACAAAGGACAUGACGUCAACGACAGGAAUGAAGGCGAUGUUCACACCGACCAAGAAGAGGGGGGUAGAGAUGGGAGAGGAAGAGAGGGCUAAGAACAUGCUCAUAAAGGAACUGGCAGGGAUCUUGAACGUCUCCAAGACCCGGAUGGCAAGUGCCGUCAACACCUUGUUGGGGACGCUAGGGGUAGAGGUGCAGGGGCUCGGGACCCAGGACGACAACUGUGACCAGUUCCUAAACAUCAGGUGUGACCCCUCCUCCAGAUACCGGACUGAGGACGGCAGCUGCAACAACCUCCGGAAACCACUAUGGGGCAGAGCCUUCAUCCCGAUGAGGAGGUUUCAGGCUCCAGAAUAUGAUGACGGCGUGUCAGCCCCCAGGGCAACGGGCCAGAACGGCCGGCAGCUACCCGGGGCCCGCACGGUCAGCCUGACGGUUCAUGAGACAGACAACAGGGCCGGGUCCACAGCCGGGGCGACGACGCACAUGUUGAUGCAGUGGGGGCAGUUCCUCGAUCACGACAUCACCAGCACCCCCAUACAGUCAGGUGCUGAAGGUUCUAACGUAGGGUGCUGCAUGGACGACGUGAGUGCGACCGGCAAGUCCAUGAUCAAUAUGACUCCAGAGGAGAGAGAUAUCUGUUUUCCCAUUAAAAUCGAAGCGAACGACCCAAAAUUUCGUCGUAGAAGUUGCAUGAACUUUGUGAGGUCAAUCCAGAUAUCUAACACGGACUGUAUGGUGGCUCCAGUGGAACAGAUGAACCAAAUCACAGCUUACAUCGACGGCUCAAUGGUGUACGGGUCAUCUGAAGAGGAGACACGGAACUUGAGAUUCUUCAGGGGAGGUCAACUGAGAACAUCACGCAACAAUCUACUUCCCGAAGACUCGGAGCCAUCAUGUCUUAGGACUAGGAGUACCGAUUUUUGUUUCAAAGCAGGAGACACACGGGUGAACGAACAGAUGGGCCUGGCUACACUUCACACAGUGUGGAUGAGAGAGCACAACCGGAUGGCCCGGGAACUCAGCCGCCUGAAUCCAGCCUGGGAAGACGAGAAACUGUUCCAGGAAACCAGGAAGAUCGUAGGCGCAAAGAUUCAACAUAUCACGUAUAAUGAGUUUCUGCAGAUUGUCCUGAAUGAUGACAUAAGGAGACAGUUUGACUUGAUGUCCAGGAAGCAGGGUUUCCAGGACCAGUAUGAUCCAAGCGUGGAUCCUAGCAUCAGGAACGCGUUUGCAACGGCGGCAUAUAGAUUUGGACACUCGCUGGUACGGACGAUGUUCUCUCAGUAUGGUCGGAACUACCGAAAGAAAGAGGACCUGAAACUAAAAUGGAGUUUUGGCAAUACUUCUCAUAUCAUCAGGAACAACGGUAAUGGCGUGGAAAGAUACGUUCGCGGGCUCGUCAGUGACGCCAUGGGUGACGCCGAUAGAUAUAUAAGUCCCCAGAUAACCCAACACCUUUUCGAAGACAUAGAGGGCCACAGCCUUGACCUUGCAGCUCUCAACAUCCAGAGAGGUCGUGAUCACGGGUUGCCUGGUUACAACCAAUGGCGGAGGUGGUGUGGUCUUUCAACAGCUAGGUCAUUCGGGAGUGGCCGAGGAGGCCUUGUGGACCAUCCACCCCAUGCAAUCAAACAGCUGAAGAGUGUUUACGACCGCCCUGACGAUAUCGACCUGUUUACUGGCGGCAUAUCCGAGAAUAGGAUCAAGGGUGGUCUUAUUGGUCCCACGUUCGCCUGCAUCCUUGCAAACCAGUUCAAGGCCCUCAAGGUUGGGGACAGGUUCUGGUACGAGAGGAAUGACAGAGUUACUGGAUUCACCAGAGACCAGGUGAACGUCAUCAAAGAGACCACCCUGGCUAAGGUUCUAUGUGAUAACACAGACAUCGGCAGUAUGCAACCUGCCGCUUUCAGAAUGGUCAGAAACCAAAACCAACGGUUGAGAUGUCAAGAAUUAACUCAGGCUCCCUUAAACCCGUGGUCCGAUGAUCCAGCAGGUAGGGAUCUGAAUGAUGGAAAUAGCGGAAAUGGCAACAACGGCAAUAAUGGAAAUGGCAAUAGUGGCAACAACGGCAAUAAUGGAAAUGGUAAUAAUGGCAACAAUGGAAAUGGUAAUAGUGGCAACAACGGCAACAAUGGAAAUGGUAAUAAUGGCAACAACGGCAACAAUGGAAAUGGUAACAAUGGCAACAAUGGAAACAACGGUAGAGCAUGGAGUGCUUGGGGUCAGUGGAGUAACUGCAACGGUAUAAUCAGCACAAGGUCAAGGUCAUGUCUUCCCGGGUCAAUAUGUCUUGGAAAUGGGUCCCAGAGGAAGCCCUGCGGGGACGAAAGCAGCUGGUCAAGGUGGGGACAGUGGUCCUCAUGUACCAACGGGAUGCAGACGAGGAGGAGGCGCUGUACAGGGGGGUUCCUGUUGUGUUCAGGGAGGGACAGUGAGGCGAAACAGUGCACAACUCCCCGGGACUCUGGCUGGGGACCCUGGGGGAGGUGGGGGUCAUGUACCAAUGGCAAGAGAUGGAAGAAGAGGGUUUGUCUAUCUUCUGUCGUGUAUGGACAACCCUGCGUUGGACCAAGUUCAGAAUCUCAAAACUGUGGAAACAGGAAAUCAGACUGUUCUAAGAGCAUUUAUAGAAUUAUUUCUCAUUACGUCUGUAAAUGAAACAAAAGACGUUUUCUUGAUACCUAAUACUCGUACAAGUCAUUGUUGCAAUCUUUUAAUGAAUUGUAGUAAUGCUCUGAAUCAAAUAUGCCGGGUUGGAAUGGUUCGCUUCUUGUUUUUUCCGAGUUGUGUGAGUAGGAAAGGGUAAUAAACAGUAUAUCCCAGAUA